AUGUUGGACAGACGUGACAUUGAGCUAGAUGACGCGAUCUUGGAAGAUGAUGACGCGGACGUACUGAUCAAUGUGAAUCUGGUCGAUGAGGAGAAAGCUGAACUGAAUCGGGAAAAUCUUCGUAAAGCAGCCGGACUGGCUGGUAUUGCAGAUCAGGAAGACGAAGAUGUUCUACUUGGACUGCGUCAGAAAGAAAUUCUGAGUAAAUACGAUAACGAGAUCAACGGCGUACGAAAAGACGAAUUCACUCUGGGUGAAACGGGGGUGUACAACCCAGAAACGGAGCGUAUGCUUCGGCAACUUCAAGAGGAAAUGCGAGCCGGAAAGCAAUCACUCCCGGAUACAGAACUCCGAGUGGCUUCCGAAUACUACACAGAGGAAGAAUUGAAGGCGAAAUUCAAAAAACGUAAGAAACGAAUUAAAACUCGGGCCCGCACCACGCUCACAGCGGACGAUCUCGUUCCGGACGAGGAAUUAAAGCCGGUUACAUCCACGUCGGAUUUGGGCAGCCGGGCAGCUCGCGAGAGUCAUUCUGGUCAUGACGAAGAGAGACCGUCCGUGCCCGAUCCGUUGAGCGUCAUAGCAACUACUGUUGGAGGACAGACGGAAAGUAACAUCGAUGCGGAAGUUUUGGAGGAUCUGCCUCGUGACGAAGAAGAAGAAGAUGAACUGCGUGGUGAUAUUGAGAAUACCAUUCAGCGAGUGAUCCGGGCCAAAUCAACAGUGUAUUUGAAACCUGAAGAGGUCGCGGCUCAGUUACUGGCACGUAAAGAAGAAGAGAAUGCUUCAGUUGACAAAGAUCAAGUCCGCCGCGCCAAUUCCACGGACCAAUCAUCCGGUGUGAUCUUUGAUUCCACAGCCGAAUUUUACAAGUCAAUUGGAGCUGGUUUCCAGGAAUCAAUGCGCCAGAACGCCCGAUUAAACGCUGUGAAACGCGAAGUCCCNCGGAUGAACCGCCGUUCUAUCCGCCUCGGAUGGAAGGAGCGAAGGCCGAAUCGAUGGCAAACUGUGGGGGAGGACAGCCCGGGGCGACGUCGUCUGGGCACGACAAAAACACCUCGUCCGUCCACGUCGAACAAUGCAGAUGAUGACACAUAUCUCACUGGGGUAUUGGACGACGAACCGUGUUUGAAUUCCGGCCUGAUGUCUGCGCUCAAGCUAGCCGAGAAAAAAGGAUACAUUGAAAAGGGACAAGAGAAACGCGUCGGCACUGGGACAAUGGUCAAUCUGAUGGCGAAACACUUUGUGCAAGAGGACAUCAGAUAUGAUGAUAUCGAUGCCAAGUUUGCUAAACGCGAUCGAUACUCUGGUCCACUGUCAGAAUUCAAGGAGUUGAAAAACUUCAAACCGGAUGUCAAGCUUGAAUACGUGGACGAACUGGGCCGUCAAUUGAAUGCAAAAGAAGCGUUCCGACAGUUGAGUCACAAAUUCCACGGGAAAGGAUCGGGAAAAAAGAAAACAGAAAAACGGACAAAGAAAAUCAAAGAGGAAUUUCUGCUCAAAGCCAGUACCAGUUCAGAUACUCCGUUAGGUACUGCGGAAAAGUUGAACAAGAAACUAGAAUCCAUAUCUCUUCCAUAUGUGAUUCUGAGUGGAAAAAAUGCUGCUGUGUAA
Molecule: messenger RNA, 1614 nt
Organism: Echinostoma caproni
Lineage: Eukaryota; Metazoa; Platyhelminthes; Trematoda; Plagiorchiida; Echinostomatidae
Source: the annotation of a GenBank genome assembly